Messenger RNA from Protopolystoma xenopodis, 309 nucleotides. NCBI's taxonomy places the organism in Eukaryota, Metazoa, Platyhelminthes, Monogenea, Polystomatidea, Polystomatidae. The record is from the annotation of a GenBank genome assembly.
AUGGUUGAUUGUAUUUUUUCAGAUGUUGCUCAGCCUGAUCAAUCUCGUAUAGUUGGAUUUAACGCUGAUUAUUAUCUCAAGCAAGGUGGACAUGCUGUCAUAUCAAUCAAGGCGUCAUGCAUUGAUUCUGUUGCCUCCCCUGAGGUUGUCUUUGCUAAAGAAGUUGAUACAUUGAGAAAAUUGCAAUUCACCCCCCGAGAACAAGUCACUCUUGAACCUUAUGAACGUGGCCACGCCAUUGUUACAGCUCAAUAUAGGUUUGUUUCUUUGCUAAACUUUAUCUCUAGAGUUCUUAAGAAAUCCGACUAG